GCAGCAAGUCUAUCCACUUCGAAACGCUGUGCUGGGCGGACGUGUUUCACAUUUGUCUGUGAUAUCAUUUCCACCUCGAAUAAGAAACGAUGUCGAAAGCAUCAGCAGUUGGUAUUGAUUUGGGCACGACCUACUCAUGCGUGGGAGUGUUCCAGCAUGGCAAGGUCGAGAUCAUCGCCAACGACCAGGGCAACCGCACGACGCCCUCAUACGUCGCCUUCACCGACACAGAGCGUCUGAUUGGUGAUGCUGCCAAGAACCAAGUGGCCAUGAACCCCACCAAUACUGUCUUUGAUGCCAAGCGGUUGAUCGGUCGCAAGUUCGACGAACCUACCGUCCAGAGCGACAUGAAACAUUGGCCAUUCACUGUUGUCAAUGACGGCAGCAAACCGAAGAUCUCCGUUGAGUACAAGGGUGAAACGAAAACUUUCACUCCUGAGGAGAUCUCCUCAAUGGUGCUCACCAAGAUGAAGGAAACCGCUGAUGCUUAUUUGGGUGUUAACAUUAAGGAUGCCGUCAUUACAGUGCCUGCCUACUUCAACGAUUCUCAGCGACAAGCCACCAAGGAUGCCGGCACAAUUUCUGGCCUCAAUGUCCUCCGUAUUAUCAAUGAGCCUACAGCUGCAGCUAUUGCCUAUGGCCUUGAUAAGAAGGUUGGUGGUGAACGAAACGUGCUGAUUUUUGAUCUGGGUGGCGGCACUUUCGACGUUUCAAUUUUAACUAUUGAAGACGGUAUCUUCGAAGUGAAGUCCACUGCUGGUGAUACCCAUCUUGGUGGUGAGGAUUUCGAUAAUAGGAUGGUCAACCAUUUCAUGCAGGAAUUCAAACGCAAGUACAAGAAAGAUCUUGCGGAGAAUAAGCGUUCCCUCAGACGGUUGAGGACUGCAUGCGAGCGUGCCAAGCGUACCCUUUCUUCGUCUGCUCAGGCAAGCAUCGAAAUCGAUUCCUUGUUCGACGGUAUUGAUUUUUACACAUCAGUCACCCGCGCUCGAUUCGAAGAAUUGUGCGCUGAUCUUUUCCGCGGCACCCUCGACCCCGUUGAAAAGUCACUCAGAGAUGCGAAGCUCGACAAGGGUCAAAUUCAAGAGAUUGUUCUUGUUGGUGGCUCCACCCGCAUCCCUAAAAUCCAGAAGCUGUUGCAAGACUUCUUCAAUGGUAAAGAGUUGAACAAGUCCAUCAACCCUGAUGAGGCUGUUGCUUAUGGCGCCGCCGUCCAGGCUGCCAUUCUCAGUGGUGACAAGUCCGAGGCUGUCCAGGAUCUGCUUCUUCUCGAUGUUGCCCCAUUGUCAAUGGGUAUUGAAACAGCUGGAGGCGUCAUGACUGCUCUCAUCAAGCGUAACACUACCAUUCCUACUAAGCAGACUCAAACUUUCACCACCUACUCCGACAACCAGCCCGGUGUGCUCAUCCAGGUUUACGAAGGCGAGCGCGCCAUGACCAAAGACAACAACCUCCUCGGCAAGUUCGAGCUCACAGGCAUCCCUCCUGCCCCUCGGGGCGUGCCUCAAAUUGAAGUCACGUUUGAUAUCGACGCCAAUGGCAUCUUGAACGUGUCUGCUGUCGACAAGUCCACCGGCAAGGAGAACAAGAUCACCAUUACUAACGAUAAGGGUAGACUUAGCAAAGAGGAGAUUGAGCGCAUGGUGCAGGAUGCCGAGAAGUACAAGAAUGACGACGAUAACCAGCGCGAGCGUAUCUCCGCCAAGAACGGCCUGGAGUCUUACUGCUUCAACAUGAAGUCGACCGUCGAAGAUGACAAGGUCAAGGAUAAGAUUUCUGAAGAGGACCGCAAGAAGAUCAUGGAAGCCUGCGAUGAAGCCAUCAAAUGGCUGGACGGUAACCAGUUGGCCGAGAAGGAAGAAUAUGAACAUAAGCAGAAGGACAUUGAGAAGGUCUGCACUCCCAUUAUCACGAAGUUGUACGGCGGUGCUGCCGGGGGCAUGCCUCCUGGUGCAGCUGGCGCUGGUGCUCCUCCUCCAGGUGCUGGAGCUGGUGGCCCCACCAUUGAGGAAGUCGAUUAAUUAUUAUUCCGCCUUUUUAAUGUCAGCAAUGCUUCCAAUUGUAGAUUGUCAAUUGUUUAGCUUCAUUUUCCAUCUGCACAGUUUUAACAUUGCAUUAAUGGGCAAAGAUACUUUCAUUUUUACUACGGAAGCUAAUUUUUCAUUCAUUAAAAUACCAGUUGAA
Messenger RNA from Hyalella azteca, 2184 nucleotides. RefSeq names its product heat shock cognate 71 kDa protein. The record is from RefSeq and is a predicted model, not a curated record. Gene Ontology annotation, molecular function: ATP-dependent protein folding chaperone; ATP binding; misfolded protein binding. The coding region runs from base 90 to 2021 and encodes 643 amino acids. The transcript has 2 exons. Gene Ontology annotation, biological process: vesicle-mediated transport; protein refolding; cellular response to unfolded protein. Gene Ontology annotation, cellular component: nucleus; cytoplasm; plasma membrane. NCBI's taxonomy places the organism in Eukaryota, Metazoa, Arthropoda, Malacostraca, Amphipoda, Hyalellidae.